Sabethes cyaneus is the source of this 1970-nucleotide messenger RNA. It is a transcript of the gene lic, whose product is annotated as dual specificity mitogen-activated protein kinase kinase 6. NCBI's taxonomy places the organism in Eukaryota, Metazoa, Arthropoda, Insecta, Diptera, Culicidae. Gene Ontology annotation, biological process: protein phosphorylation; stress-activated MAPK cascade. The transcript has 6 exons. Bases 355 to 1362 code for a protein of 335 amino acids. The record is from RefSeq and is a predicted model, not a curated record. Gene Ontology annotation, molecular function: ATP binding; MAP kinase kinase activity.
GGCAUCACUGGUGGUGGUGGUGGUCAAGUCAACGCGUACUAAUUUGAUAAGUUAGCGAACAAUAUAGAUAUUUUUUGUUUCCUUUGUACAACAAAGAUAACUUUGGACAAAAUGUGCUCACUGAUGUGAAUUUUAUUGUUACAGCAGUCAACCAGUUCGCUUUCAUACCAGUGUCACAAUUUACUUGUUUUGUAAAACCUUUUGAAGUAGAUUUUUUUGUCUGGUUCCAUUUAUUAUGUAAAUAAUUUUUUGACCGCAUAAAAUUCGCAAAACAUUAAGCAUCGGUUGAAGGGAUUAAGUAGAGUUCUAAAUUAAGAUACCUUUCAAAUUUAUUUCAUACCAUACAAAUAAACCAUGUCUAAUCGUCGACUAAAGGGACCUGGAUUAAAAAUUCAGGUGGAGGAGGCAUCCCACUCAAAUCCGGUGACACCACCAAGAAAUUUAGACAAAACGGCCACUAUUACAAUAGGCAGCAAUACAUUCGUUGUUGAAGCAGAUAAUUUAGAAAAAAUCUGCGAUCUUGGCCGCGGAGCCUACGGAAUUGUAGAGAAAAUGCGCCACAAACAAACAAAUACAAUCAUGGCAGUGAAACGAAUAACAGCUACUGGACAAACACAGGAACAAAAGAGACUGCUAAUGGACCUGGACAUUUCCAUGCGUGCCAGUGACUGUCAAUAUACAGUCCAUUUUUACGGGGCUUUGUUCCGUGAGGGUGACGUCUGGAUUUGUAUGGAGGUGAUGGAUACUAGCAUAGACAAGUUUUACCCUAUCGUGUUCAAGAACGGCAGGAAAAUGCCUGAGGAUAUACUCGGCAAGAUCGCGGUCGCAGUUGUUAAUGCACUUAAUUAUCUCUACACUAAGCUGCGCGUAAUUCAUAGAGACGUAAAACCGUCCAACAUUUUAAUCAACAGAGCAGGGGAUGUGAAAAUGUGUGACUUUGGCAUUUCAGGUUAUUUGGUAGACUCAGUUGCGAAGACCAUUGAUGCUGGAUGCAAACCAUAUAUGGCACCCGAAAGGAUAGAUCCCCAAGGAAAUCCUGGAGAGUACAACAUAAAAUCUGACGUUUGGUCCUUAGGCAUUAGCAUGAUUGAGAUGGCCACCGGCAAUUUUCCUUACAGUUCAUGGGGCUCUCCUUUCGAGCAACUGAAACAGGUUGUUAAAGAUGAACCCCCGCGAUUAAAAUCGGAUGAGUUUACCGAUGUAUUCAAAAAUUUUAUUAUCGCUUGCCUACAGAAAAAUUUCCAAACACGGUUUAACUACGAACAGCUACUUGAUCAUCCAUUUAUUAAAGGGCACACAGAAAAAGCGACAGAUGUUGCGACAUUCGUUAGCGAAAUACUGGAUUUGACAAGCACAGCUUGAUGAUCCUAGUGAUAAUUAGGAAUUUAGUUAGAGGGUUUAUUACAGUUAAAAUCAUACGUCUAAAAAUAGGAUUUUUUGAUUGCGAUUUAAUUUGCCACCUCUAAAUGCCAUAUUUUCCUUUUUUUUUUUGCUAAUUACGCAAUUACAUUACAUACACUAUCAAAUGUUAAACUCUAACUUAGUUUUGUUAAACAAAAUGAAAUGUUUUAUUCGUGAAUCCCAGUUUUAAUUGAGUAUUUCGUACAAAUUUAUCAAUUCUUAUUAAAGUCAGCAAUCCAAUCGUUGUUCCAACCAGCAUGAUAGGUAGAAACUAAAUUAUACAUAACUUGUUUUAACGCAAAAUAAAAUGGAAUGCAAGAUGGAAUGGUAGGGGACUUUCUUCAUUGUUCCGUAUGCCAAAACUUGCAUGCAUGUACUAUAGUAGUCACGUUAUCUAUGAUAAAGCUAAGUCUUUUAUUCGCGGAAUAAAUUAUCACCAUUAUAUGCUGCUAUAAAUGAUCUAUCGUUCGAGAUUUGUUUAUCUCAUCAAAUGAUCGCAAUUCAACAUUUGUCUUCCAGAAGCACAUUUCCGAAAGAAGUUUGGUAUAAGCGUGGCUGAAAUGAAACGA